Molecule: messenger RNA, 2689 nt
Organism: Durio zibethinus
Lineage: Eukaryota; Viridiplantae; Streptophyta; Magnoliopsida; Malvales; Malvaceae
Product: putative inactive receptor kinase At5g67200
Biological process (GO): protein phosphorylation
Molecular function (GO): protein kinase activity; ATP binding; protein binding
Source: RefSeq, a predicted model, not a curated record
UUGAGUGGGAUAGCUAAGGCUAGAAGUAGAAGAAUAAUCUCCAAACGUCGAAAUUCCUCCAUGACCUUCACGUGAGUCUUAUCUGCCUUCCCCAGUAACCCAGAAACAGCUCCUGUCUUCCACAAACCACAAAAAACAUAGACAGAAACAGGAGAAGCCAAACCUAAAACGAAAAACAUAAACAAUGCCCAAAACCAACUCCAAAGCUUUGCUUCCACUUUUCUUCUUCUUCUUCUUCUUGUUGUCCUGCUUUUCUGAGCCUAUAACCUACCCUCCACAAACCAACUUACUGCUCCCAUCCGACGCCGUUUCCAUCCUCACCUUUAAAUCCAAGGCCGACCUCGACAACAAACUCCUUUACGCGCUCAAUGAGCGCUUCGACUACUGCCAAUGGCGAGGUGUCAAAUGUGUUCAAGGUCGUGUCGUCCGCUACAUCCUCCAGAAUUCCGGGUUGCGUGGCACUUUUCCUGCGAACUCCCUCACGCGCCUCGACCAGCUCCGUGUCCUCAGUCUCCACAACAAUUCGUUAUCCGGUCCAAUCCCCGACUUGUCCUCUCUUUACAACCUGAAAGCCCUUUUUUUGGACCGUAACAAUUUUUCUGGAACUUUCCCUCCUUCGAUCUUUUUUCUUCAUAGAAUAACUUCCCUCGAUCUUUCUUACAAUGUUUUAAACGGUCCGAUUCCGGCUAACUUAACCGCCCUGGAUAGGUUAAACAUCCUCCGGCUCGAGUGGAACCGGUUUAACGGAACGGUUCCCCCUUUAAACCAAUCAUUUCUACUCAUUUUCAACGUUUCAGGCAACAAUCUUACCGGACAAAUACCUGCCACCCCGACUUUAUUGAAGUUCAAUACGACGGCGUUCUCGUUGAACCCUAAUUUAUGUGGGGAGAUUAUCAACAAACCUUGCACUUCACGUUCUCCGUUUUUCGGUUCUCCUUCAGCGUCGGGUCCGCUAGGGCAAAGCGCGGAGGCCCAAGGUGGCGGCGCCACCACCGGUGGGAUUGUAGUUCUUCCACCCCCGUCUUCACCGAAGAAGAAACACCAGAGAACUGGGGUGGUCUUAGGGUUUACAAUCGGCAUUGCUUUGAUAAUAUUUUCAGUUUUGUUAGCUUUUGCUUUGGUUAGAAGACAAAGCGGUAAAAAGAGUGUAGACUCAAAAGAAACAAAGCCAACAACAGCUUCAUCAGAAGCAACGAACUCAAACGUAGGAAACUCAAAAACCCAAGUUGAAGAAGUUUCGGGGAGGAAACUAGUAAUACCCGGAAUUCAAAAGCUGAAAAAGAGUGGGAAUUUAGUGUUUGUUGCUGGGGAAGUUGAAGGUUACAGUUUAGAGCAGUUAAUGAGAGCUUCAGCUGAGUUAUUAGGGAGGGGUACGAUGGGGACCACGUAUAAGGCAGUGGUUGAUAGGCAGUUGAUUUUGACGGUGAAGAGAUUGGAUGCUUGCAAAACAGCGGUAACCAGCGGUGAAGUUUUUGAGCAGCACAUGGAUGCUGUUGGAGGGCUGAGACAUCCCAAUUUGGUGCCAAUUAGAGCUUAUUUUCAAGCUAAAGGAGAAAGGCUUGUGAUCUAUGAUUAUCAACCCAAUGGAAGCGUUUUCAACCUCGUUCAUGGUUCAAGAUCAACAAGGGCGAAGCCUCUUCAUUGGACUUCCUGUUUAAAGAUAGCAGAAGAUGUUGCCCAGGGCCUAGCUUACAUCCACCAAGCAUCAAGGCUUGUCCACGGCAACUUAAAAUCCUCCAACGUCCUCCUUGGGACUGAUUUCGAAGCCUGUCUCACGGACUACUGCCUUGCUCUCCUUGCAGACUCUUCUUCUACUGAAGAUCCCGAUUCUGCAGCCUAUAAAGCUCCUGAGAUUCGAAAAUCGAAUCGCAGAUUCACUCCCCAGUCUGAUGUUUAUGCUUUUGGUGUCUUUCUUGUCGAGCUUUUGACGGGCAAACAUCCAUCACAACAUCCUGUGCUUGUGCCCCAUGACAUGCUGGAAUGGGUUAGAACGAUGCGAGAAGAUGAUGGUGGGGAACAUCACAGGCUCGGAAUGCUAACUGAAGUUGCUAGCGUUUGUAGCUUGACAUCACCGGAACAGAGGCCGCCAAUGUGGCAAGUGUUAAAGAUGAUACAGCAGAUCAAGGAGAGUGCGAUGAUGGAGGACAGUGCAUAGAAAGCAUCAAACGUUCUUUGACGCUAAGAUGGAAGCAAAUUAUAAUUUAUUGUGUGGUGUUCAAGCUUAGCUGAGAAAUUUAUUCAAGCUCUUGUAUAUGACGAUCCCGAUUUCAUCUAUUACACGAGAGAGAUUAUAUGAUGUUAAAAAAUGCAAUGGGAAAUGAUAAAAAUCAGAACUCAUUAGGCUUCAAAGCAAUAAAUUAAGCACUUAAAUUUAAACGAUAGUUAUAACGAUCAUAUUAUGCUGAAAUAAGAGUUAUGUCUAAGUUCGAAGGCUGCUCCCAUCAUCUGCAAAACUAGCAUUUUGAUCAGCCUAUAAUACGUGUAGCACAAUGGCAUAGGGUGGUGCAUAAAUAUAGGAUGGGCAUUCAUCCUACCAAAAAAUAGAUCAAGUUUUGCCAAGAUAAAAAAAAAUGUUAGAAUUAAUACAACAACACGUUAAGUUUUAUAUCUCAUAUUCUGAAAUCGGUUACAUUAAAAACCCAAUAAAAGAAUCAGGAUUAGAUUAUAAUUUGAAUUUUUUUGCAUCACU